Messenger RNA from Corapipo altera (White-ruffed manakin), 1619 nucleotides. It is a transcript of the gene CALN1, whose product is annotated as calneuron 1. The record is from RefSeq and is a predicted model, not a curated record. The coding region runs from base 926 to 1501 and encodes 191 amino acids. Lineage: Eukaryota; Metazoa; Chordata; Aves; Passeriformes; Pipridae. Gene Ontology annotation, molecular function: calcium ion binding. The transcript has 5 exons.
UCGGAGCUGUAAUUUAUUCAGCCCAGCUCGCUUUUAUUUCAGCUCUAAUCUCAAGCCCAGGUUUAACACCUGAUUUGCAGUGACUGCCUCCUGAUUUCCCCACCGAAGGGCUGCUCUGAGGGCGGCUGAGCCGCCGCUGUGUCCUGAGCGUGAGCUGUUCCUCCUGUUACUCACCAGCAGCUCAGACCUUUUCCACCCACCAAGUUUGAGUGUUUCCCGUGGAGCAGCCGCCUCCCCCCGAGCACCCGCCGCGCUGUGUCGCACUAAUUCGCCGGGUGCUUCACAAGCUUUGUCUCUCAGUGGCUUUUGGAGAGUGUUGGAAGUCGUCAGGAUCCAGAUGGGCUCCGUCGGGAAUGCUAGCGGGACGGGAGCGGCGCUGGGAGCGGCUCGCUGAGCUCUGGCCGGGCUGGGCUUGCCUGGAACUCCGCGGGAGGAGAGGUGUGUGAUCCUGUGUGGCUUUGCUGGACUCCAAGAGGAUCUGCUCGGUGCCUGGGAAAUCGAAUUCCCCCAUUGUUCAGCUGUAAAAUAGCUGCACCAGGCCGUGAUUGGCAAAGGACUGGAUGCCCAGGUUGCUUACAUCACGUAGGCAGCUGCCACCGAAAUGACACACUUGAUUGAAGGCCAAAAGAACCAUAUACGUAACUGCCUGUGAUUAAGCUCCAUAUGAUGCCUCAGAGCAAGUAAAAACCCCUCCUUCAUCUCAGCUUGCUUGUAACGAGACAGCCGUUGCAGGGAUAUCAUUUGGGUCAUGUUGUGGCUUUUGGGGGAUUUUUUGGGGUUGUUUUGGGCUGGGUUUUUUUUGCUUCUGGCUGUAAACUUCCAUGACCUGCACCAAUCUGCUGUUGCACCCUUGCGUGAUGCCCCAUGAGAGCCUGGUGCUGUAGGUGUGCUGAUAGCUGGGAAUACAGAUUUUAUCAGGGAGAAGAUGCCAUUCCACCAUGUGACAGCUGGCUUGUUGUACAAGGGCAACUACCUGAACCGCUCGCUCUCCGCCGGCAGCGACAGCGAACAGCUCGCCAACAUCUCCGUGGAGGAGCUGGAUGAAAUCCGGGAGGCUUUCCGAGUGCUGGACAGGGAUGGGAAUGGCUUCAUCUCCAAGCAGGAGCUGGGCAUGGCGAUGCGCUCGCUGGGGUACAUGCCCAGUGAGGUGGAGCUGGCCAUCAUCAUGCAGCGCCUGGACAUGGAUGGGGAUGGCCAGGUGGAUUUCGAUGAGUUUAUGACCAUCCUGGGCCCCAAGCUGGUGUCGUCGGAGGGCAGGGAUGGCUUUCUGGGGAACACAAUAGACAGCAUAUUCUGGCAGUUUGACAUGCAGAGGAUAACGCUGGAGGAGCUGAAGCACAUCCUGUACCACGCCUUCCGCGACCACCUCACGAUGAAGGACAUCGAGAACAUCAUCAUCAACGAGGAGGAGAGUCUCAAUGAGAACUCUGGCAACUGCCAAACAGAGUUUGAAGGUGAGGGAGGAACUUUCUGGGUUUCUAAACAAUUAUCCUCUUCCUGAUUUGUCUGUAAAACCCACUCUGUGCCGUGACAUGCAACGGGCAGGGAGGUGUGGAGUUAGUGGGGAGUUAUUUUAGAGAAGCAAUGACACACUUGGAGAGCUGCAGAGCUGCCACCAG